This is a messenger RNA of Populus trichocarpa (black cottonwood), 1239 nucleotides long. Its product is annotated as 2-oxoglutarate-dependent dioxygenase DAO. Gene Ontology annotation, biological process: auxin catabolic process. Gene Ontology annotation, molecular function: dioxygenase activity; indole-3-acetaldehyde oxidase activity. The coding region runs from base 64 to 957 and encodes 297 amino acids. NCBI's taxonomy places the organism in Eukaryota, Viridiplantae, Streptophyta, Magnoliopsida, Malpighiales, Salicaceae. The record is from RefSeq and is a predicted model, not a curated record. The transcript is spliced from 3 exons.
GCUUGCUAAAGAGUGGAAGGCCUUUAUAUAUAUAUAUCAAGAAUAGACUUAUCACAAGUAAAGAUGGGAGAGAGUGGUGUCCCAACAAUAGAUCUGCAAGAGUUUCCAGGACAGUAUGAGAAACUGAGAAGAGCAUGUGAAGAGUGGGGCUGUUUCAGGCUCGUGAAUCACAAUAUCUCUUUGGCCCUCAUGGCAGAUAUGAAGAGGGUUGUGAGAUCAUUGUUAGACCUGCCCUUCGAUGUGAAAAAGCGCAACUUAGAUGUCAUAUCUGGGAGUGGCUACAUGGCACCAAGCCAAGUCAACCCUCUUUACGAGGCUUUGGGACUUUAUGAUAUGGGGUCUUCACAGGCUGUGGAAACUUUCUGCUCCCAAUUGGAUGCCUCUUCUUACCAAAGAGAAGUUAUAGAGAUGUAUGCCAAGGCAAUUCAUGGGGUGGCCAAGGAUGUAGCUCGAAAGUUGGCUGAAAGUUUAGGGUUAAGUGGUGAUUUUUUUGAGUCAUGGGUUUGCCAGUUCAGGAUCAACAAGUACAACUUCACCCCUGAAACUAUAGGCUCCUCUGGAGUCCAAAUACAUACAGAUUCUGGGUUCCUGACUAUCCUUCAAGAUGAUAAAAAUGUUGGAGGGCUUGAAGUGAUGAACCCGUCUGGUGUGUAUGUAGCUGUUGAUCCGGUGCCAGGCACCCUCCUGAUCAAUCUUGGAGACAUUGCUAAGGCAUGGAGCAAUGGGAGGUUUCGUAACGUGCAGCAUCGAGUGCAAUGCAAGGAAGCUACAAUUCGGAUUUCAAUUGCUUCAUUCCUGCUGGCUUCCGAUGAGGAAGUGGAAGCUCCGCCGGAACUUGUGGACUCUGAACACCCUCGUCUCUAUGUCCCUUUCACUUAUGAAGAUUACAGAAAGCUGAGACUUACCACAAAAUUGCAGGCUGGUGAAGCCCUUGAACUUAAACGUAUCAAGUCCUAAAAAAUAAAGGAGCAAGCAAUUUGCAGCCUGAAGAACUGCUGCACUUGCCAGUAACACAAAAUAAAUUGGAAUGACUAUCAUUUUAGCUUUACCUUUCUAGUUUGGUAAAGAAGGGAUCUCUUAGAUUUUGACAUUACCUGAACUGAAUGUCAUGAUUUCAAGCAAACUAAGUAAUACAAGUAUGCUUGAUUCUCCAUAGAUUUGCAAUGUUCCUGUGUUUGAACAGAAAAGAGAGAGGAUUUUAUCUCAAGAAUUUUAUAAACAAGAAAGUAUUGUUCGACA